AUGCCGUUUGGAGAGUGCACGAUCACACUUCAGGACAUGGCCUACCAGUUGGGGUUGCCAGUGGACGGACGUUAUGUGAGUGAUUGCCUGACAGAUUUCCAUAUAUACAUCCAGGGUGGUCGUCCGGCUUGGGUGUGGUUUCAGGAGUUGCUUGGUGUGUUACCUCCUGCGAACCAAGUCCAGAAGUUCGCAAUGAACUGCACCUGGUUCCAGGAGACUUUUGGAGAGUGCCCCACGGGCACCGAUGAGGAGACAGUGAGGCGCUUUGCUCGUGCCUAUAUCAUGAUGUUGUUGGGCACUCAGUUGUUUACCGACAAGUCCGGCAACCGUAUUCACAUCAGAUGGCUACCGUACGUGGCUAGGCUUGAGGAGAUGGGUGGAUACAGCUGGGGGUCGGCGGCGCUAGCAUGGUUGUACAGGUGCAUGAGCCGAGUGGCCAACAGGUAUGUGGUGAAGUUAGCAGACCCGUUACAGUUGCUUCAGUCCUGGAUCUUCUGGCGAUUUCCUAGAUUUAGGCCUGCUGGUUAUGAUGAGUUUAGCUGGCCCUUGGCCUCGAGGUGGUCAAGUCACAAUCCUUCCGGUAGCGAGAAGGGACCUCGGGUGCAGAUGUGGAGGCUCAGGAUAGACAUGUUACAGGCCAGGGAUUUUAUCUGGAUGCUAUAUAGCUCCCCCGACGUCCUUCAGGUUGACCAUCCGGAGGUGUUGGAGCCUCGUCAUACGACCUUAUGGAGGUGUGUGACGGCACUGAUAUAUUUUGCCGUCGUAGAGUGGCACCAGAUUGACAGGACCCGGGACCCUUACAUGACUUCUUGGACUGGUGGAGUCAGCAUGGAAAGAGAGUUCGGAGGGUCACACUUUUUAGAUGAGAUCACUGCCAUCAUACAACAAGAAGAGACAGCACGUCGAGGCGGUCAGAGUUCGGAGACACAUGCACCAUUAGAUGUCGAUCUGAACGACCCUCCUUCUGUGCCUGUUCCUGACUAUUUUGCAUUGGGUGGUACCCCUCCUUUCGCCUAUGCUACUGGGUCACAUUCAUUUGCCAGACCGUCUAGGGCACUCGUCCGCGGAGAGUCAUUUCCUUCGGGUUCUUCCUCACAACCGUUAGAUGUCUAG
Messenger RNA from Arachis duranensis, 1113 nucleotides. RefSeq names its product protein MAIN-LIKE 1-like. Lineage: Eukaryota; Viridiplantae; Streptophyta; Magnoliopsida; Fabales; Fabaceae. The transcript is spliced from 5 exons. Gene Ontology annotation, biological process: meristem maintenance; meristem development. Bases 1 to 1113 code for a protein of 370 amino acids. The record is from RefSeq and is a predicted model, not a curated record.